AAUUCUUGUCCUCACGAAAGGCAACGAUUUUCACACGGCAGAAAGAAACAGAGCAGAAACAAAACAAACCUUCUCUCAAAAAAUUUUCAUACUUUGAAGUCAGUUUCAACUUCCAACUUUACAAUCAAACCUUCCAUUAACGAACCCUUAACUGUACCAGAUUGUGUGCUUUGUUGGCCCCAAUUUCUUUUUGGGACUCCAACAACCAUAACAAAACACACGCGCACAAAAGGAUCCAAAUUUCAUAGCGAGUGCUGUGAGUUGUCACCGCAUCUUCCAUUUCUCUCCUCUCUGAACCAUGGGCUGUGGCUCCUCCACUCUAGGUAGGGAUUCGAGGCCGCUUGGUCGAGACAAUUCUGAGAAUGGUGGAGGGCAGGACGCCAAGAACCUUCGUGUUAAGCUUGUUCUCUUAGGUGAUUCUGGCGUCGGUAAAAGCUGUAUUGUUCUAAGGUUUGUCCGUGGUCAAUUCGAUCCAACAUCCAAGGUAACUGUUGGAGCAUCUUUUUUGUCGCAAACGAUAGCACUGCAAGACUCUACAACAGUUAAGUUUGAAAUAUGGGAUACUGCUGGUCAAGAGAGGUAUGCUGCAUUGGCACCCCUAUAUUAUCGUGGUGCAGCGGUUGCAGUUAUUGUCUAUGAUAUUACAAGCCCGGAAUCUUUCAGCAAAGCACAAUACUGGGUUAAGGAGCUACAAAAGCACGGAAGCCCUGAAAUAGUUCUGGCAUUGGUUGGUAAUAAAGCUGAUCUUCAUGAGAAGCGAGAGGUAGCUGUUCAGGAUGGCAUUGACUAUGCAGAGAAGAAUGGAAUGUUCUUUAUAGAGACAUCUGCAAAGACAGCGGACAACAUAAAUGAACUCUUUGAGGAAAUUGCAAAAAGACUGCCUCGCCCUUCAGCUUCUUGAUGUAAGCUAUGACCAGGACUCUUAUUCACAGAAAAAUGUGCAUUUUUCUUUGGAUCCUUCAAAAUUAUAAUGAAUGAGGAAGGAAUUUGAUGUAUAUUGUGAUCCCAUAUGCCUCUGGUUUUAUUGAUAUGUAGUGUCAUAUAAUAUAACAUCAUGCCAUAAAAUCAAAAUGAUACAUUAGGUGGUUGUAGAACGAGUCAAAUGAAUACUAUGAUGAUUUACACAAGUCCUUGGUCUUUUUUUUUUUUUUGGAUUGAUAUACCUUGUUUCUAAUUCAGUUAAAGGAUUUAGUCACAAGGUGCAUUAGGUUGUUGCUGUUGUAGCAGACAUGCUUUGUGAGAUCAACAAAAUCAUGGUUAAAUUGAACUUA
This is a messenger RNA of Arachis duranensis, 1271 nucleotides long. RefSeq names its product ras-related protein RABF1. Lineage: Eukaryota; Viridiplantae; Streptophyta; Magnoliopsida; Fabales; Fabaceae. The record is from RefSeq and is a predicted model, not a curated record. Gene Ontology annotation, molecular function: GTPase activity; GTP binding.